UUGGUUGUCGCCAUAUUGGAGCACAAGUCGAUACCAUUGUGAAUGGUGGGAACAUACCAGUGCUACACUUUUAAAAUGCGUAAAAAAUAAAUUUUCAUUAAAACAUUGAUGUGAGACCAAGAUGGAGGUAUCAGAAAAUGUGAAUGGCAGCACAACAGGGGAAAACAUCAUGAAAGAUCCCUUAGCUGUACAGAAAGACAACUUAAAUCUUAAUGGUUUCACAGACGAUAAACAUGCAGAGAAAUUCAAUGGCAAUUCUGACCUGCAUAAUAAGAACACCUCAAAUGACAUUGACUCUAUGGAGACAUCAGAAAAUGAAACAAAUGAAAAUGACCAUGGGGAUGAAAAUCUAAACAAAGAAACACUAGACACUCAGCAGAAUGAACUGAAGGUAGAAGACUCCAAGAAACCAGAGGAAGAACUGGACAAUUCAACUGCCACAUCAAAUAUUUCUGAUAUAAGUCCUUAUGAAGACAGUGAACAGUCAAUGGAUGUUGAAACAAAAGAAGAAAAUGAAAAUAAAGUGGAUUGUGAUCAUGUUGAUGAAAUACAGGGAAAAGAUGAUAUGCCUGCAUGUUCUGGUAAAGUCGUUGAAACAAAAAAGGAUGAAUUUGAAUCAAGGUUUGAAAAUGCAAACUUGGAUGAAAAUGAAUCUAAAGACACAGAAGCUGAAAAAAUAAACGAAGACCAGACGAAAUUACAAGAUUCUAAAAUUCAUGUAUCUUCCUGUGAUGAAAAAAUGAACGACGUGAAAGAAGACCAUAAAGAUUGUGAGAAGGUAGAUACAGAGCAAGAAAGCACAACUCUAGAUAAAGAUUUUUCUGAAAAUGGAGUUCUAGACGAGGAUGCAAAUAAUUCAGCUAACGAUAUACAUAAGAGAAAGACAGAAAAUUUAUCUGAUGGGCUUAAAGUAAAUGGAGGGGAGAAAUCUAGUCAGGAGGAUAAAAGUCAGUCCAAAUCUAUUGAAAAGGUCACUGAUAUAGAUGGAUCUGAAAUUCUUAUAACAAUUAAUGAAGAAAAUGAGGACAGUGAAGGUGAAAAUGAAAUAAGUUCGAAUGGUUGCAAGAGUAAAGAUGAAAAUAACGAUGAAGGAGAAAAAGAGGAAACUAAAAAAUUAAAGGAAAUUUCUAAUAAAGACAAAAAAGCUUCUAAUGAAAUAGUUGUUGUCAAUGAGAGUCCUGACAAAAAUGAAAAGGUGGUAGCUAAAGUUUCAAAACCUGUGGUUAUGCCACAUCAGGCAACCAUAUUUAAUAGUAAACAAGUUUUACAGCCUCCAAUAGCCCCUGGACCAUCACAAGUUAGAUUUCCCGUUUUACCAGGAUCGUCUAUUCAGUAUUUUGUGCCAUCAAGUAUUCAGUCAAUGCCAAAUUCACAACAAAAGUACAUAAAUGUUGGUGGACAGCAGAUUUUAAUAACUAUACCGACAUCUAGUAUGGGUACAGUUCUGAAUACUUCAAUAAUUGGAACUGCUGGAUCAUCAGUUUUAGGAAUACAAUCUAAACCAAGUGCCGGAAUGGCUAUGGGAUUUCCACUUCCAAAUUAUAACAAAAAUCCUUUGGACAAAACCCUUGAUCUUGAUAUUCCACAAGCUAGCUGGGAACAAUUGGAAUUGAUAAAAUACGAAGUGCUAAGUAGAAAACCGGACAAUGCUUUUUGGGGUGGUUUAGCUAAUGUUAGCAAAAAGGCAGAUUUAAGUUCAGCUUCUAAACUGCUCUUUGAUUUAGGAAGUGACCUUGUAAAAGAAUUAGCUUAUGAGCAAAUCGUUCAGGUUCAAAGGAAAAAAGAUGAGGCAGAUUUGUUGAACGCUAGUGAGAAGGAGAGUCUUCAAAGAAUGAAGAAAGUAGUUGAGGAGUUGAAAAAUAAACUUGAAUACCUACAUGAUAUACCAACACUAAAAUGUAAAUGUGGAUUUACCACUGAAUCUAAGAAUGUUAUGUUUUUGCAUAAACAAUAUCCACAUGUGUCAUAUAAUACAUCUGACAAGUCUGCUGUAUUAAGCUGCCCUCAUUGUAACCAAAGUUUCCAAGGAAAAAUUGCAGAUGACAUGUUCAAAGCUCACAUAGAGAAAGAACAUAACAUUGUUGCAAGAUCUAACCACAAAUCCAACCUCUGGCCUUGUAAUCUAUGUACGUUUGAAGGCGCAAAUAAAAACACUAUAAUGAAACAUAAACUCAAGUGUGAGAAAAACUUUAAAGAGCAUAUAAAUCAAGCACCUCAUCAUGUGGACAUUAAUCUUAGCUUGAAAAAUAUUUUUUACAAAUUUCAAGUUCAUAACAAGAAACUUCAGUUACAACAGCAAGCUCAACAGGCAAGAAAAAUUGCUCAAAUUGAUAGGCCAGACACUAGAGGAAAUAUACCAAUUGUAAAACACAAACCAGCCAUAAUUCAGCCAAAACUAAACCAAGUUCAGGCAAAACCACCUCCUGUUGUUAAUCCCAAUCGACCUAUUAUACCAUCUCAAUUUAAAGGACCUACUACUGCAGCAACUGCAUAUGCAUUGCAAAGUGAUUUCUCUGGUACAAGAUUUGUUACUGCGCCAGUACAGAAACAGCCUCAACCAUUAAAACCAGCAUCUGUAAAUAAACCCACUGUCAACCAGUUACUGCGAACGCAACAAAAUGUAAAUGUAAAUACAAGACCUGGAUUUGAAGUAUGCGAGAUCUGUGGGGGUUACGUUAAAGACAGGAUGUCACUGAGGAUACAUUUCUUUUACGCACAUAAAAUAGAAAUGCCAGCUCAUGUUUUCAGUAAGCCAUUAGCUCCUCUCUUUUGUAAUAUUUGUAAUGAACGUUUUUGGACAUCUCAGGGUUUCACAAAACAUAAAAGCAGUGCUAAGCAUUUAAACACUGUGAAACAAAAUGCAUCUGCCACCAACCAAUGCUGGAUUUGUCAUCAGAAGCCUGAAAAUUUAUAUUCUCAUCUGCAUAAAUUCCAUCGCUUGACAACAGGAGAAUGUAUGGCUUUGAAGCGCUGUAUGUUUUGUGGUACAUUGUCACAAUCUCGUAAAGAAUUAGAACUUCAUAUGGCAGCAACACAUGGUGUUUUGAUAAAGGGAGAAGAUAAUAUAAAAGCGAGUGCUCCAGUUAGUUCUGUAAUCAAGCCUCAACCACAGUCAAAUGCAGCUACAAAGAAUUUAUCCACUGUAGUAACUGGAGGAUCAUCUGGUAUGGUAAGAAAUAACUUUUGUGUCUUCUGUUCUAGCCAGUUUCCAGACAAUACCAAACUGACUUUACAUUGUCUAAGUGUACAUGCUACCUGUAAGAAAUGUGGAAUGGUCGUCAACAAAUCCGCUGAUCUUGCCAGGCAUGUAUGUAAAAUGGCGAGCAAGACCUGCAGUAUUUGUGGUCUUAAGAACUUGAAACCAGCUGGUCUGAUCAAGCAUCUUGAAAGUCAUACCAAACCAUGCAGUGUAGCUCUAAAAAGGUUGAGUCCAUCUCAGAUUAACAUAGCUACUGGUGGAAAGUUCAUGAGACUUGACCCAAGACUGAGAACUAGAAAUGCUAGGUCAACAGCAAAUAUUAUCGAAGGAGAAAUUAAAACUCAGCAAAUAAAGGGUUUGACUGUAGCCAUGAAUUUUGAUAAGCCAAGGAAAGGCAAAGUAAUAAUUGAUUUGUCAGGGAAAACAGACAGUAAAAAGGAAGAAGUUGUUAUAGAAAGUGACAAUGAUUCUGAUGUCAUAAUUGAAGAAGAAGAAAGAACUGAAAUUGUCCUAGAUAGUGAUGAUGAUGAUGCCAAGUCUGAGAAUGACAAAACUGAAAGUAAGAGCAAGAAAAAUGAUUCUGAGACUAAAGAUGAAAGUGGAGAAGAAAGAAAUAUAAAAAAGGAAUGUGAAACUACAAAAGAUGAAAACCACACUAGUGACAAAGAAAAUGACAAAACUGAAAUUGAAGGCAAAAGUCAUAAAGAAAAUGAGGACAAACCUAAUGUAAAAGAGGAAAACGAUAAGGGCACACCUAAGGUAAAAGAGGAAAACGAUAAAGACAAACCUAAUGUAAAAGAGGAAAACAAUAAAGACACACCUAAUGUAAAAGAGGAAAAUGAAAAAGACGAACCUAAUGUAAAAGAGGAAAAUGAUAAAGACAAACCUAAUGUUAAAGAGGAAAACGAUAAAGGCAAAAAUAAUGAAAAAGAUGUAAAAAGACCUAAUGUAAAAGAUGAAGAGAAUGAAGACAGUGAAAAACUUAAUGAAAAAGAUGAAGACAAACCUAAUAAAAACCAUGAAGGUAAUCCAAAUGAAAAAGAUGAAAAUGAUGAAAACAUGGAAGAAAAUGAAAAAGACAUGACUACAGAAAGUAAAAUAGAUGAUGAUUCUGUUGAAAAAAAUAAAGGACAACUAACAGAUAAUGAUGAACAUAGUAAUAUUUUAAUUGAAGAUACUAAUUCUUCGAAAAAUGCUUUAGAAAAUGAAGAAUGUGACUCAGUGCAAUCUGAAAAUUCAACUGGUGAAGAAAACAAUCUUUCAGUCAACUCCAGAAAGCGAUCUCAUUCUGAAUGUGAGGAUAGUGAAGACCCUGAGGAGGACACAAAGAAAAGAAAAACUGAUGAAGAUUCAGAUAAUAGUUGAUGUAAACUGUGUCAUAAUAUUUAAAUAGUAGUCAGUAUGUAUUUGAAUUGUAGCCAUAUUUUUUUAAGAUUAUCAUUAAGUGUUGGACAUGUUUCAGUUUUUAUACGACUGCAAAAAAUAUUGGUUUCACGUCGUCAUCGUCAGCCUCGUCCGAAGACAUUUGGUUUCCGGACAAUAACUUAAGUAAAUGUAAAUAGAAAUCAAUGUAAUUUGAACACAAGGUUUAUUUCCACAAAAGGAAGGUUGGGAUUGAUUUUGGGGGUUAUAGUCCUAACAGUUAAGGAAUUGGGGGCCAAAAUAAGCAUUUUUCUAGUUUCCAGACAAUAACUUGUGGAACGGUGUAUGGAUCUCUCUGAAAUUAUACCACAAGUUUCCAUACCACAAAGUCAAAGGGAUGGUUAGGAUUGGCUUUGGGGGGUUAUGGCUCAAACCGUUUAGGAAUUAGGGGCAAAAAAGGGGGAAAACAAGGGUUUCCUGGUUAAUGGACAAUUAAAAAAAGUACAAUGUUAAGUUUGGAUUACCUCCCUUACACUGCUUUUAAAUUAUGUAUAAAGAAAUGUAUUGUCUUUAGGUGAUUGUCAAACUCCUUUGGAAAUUUGAAUUGAGAUUAUGACCAUAUUUUGAGGGAAAGAAUUUUUUUGGAAAAAGGAGGGGGGAGGUGAAAAAAAAUUGGGGGGGGGGGGGGGGGGGGGGGGUAAAAAAGAAAUUGUGAGGAAGGGACAAUUUUUUCUCAUUUCAGAUAUCAGAAAUUAAAAAGAAAAUUUGCAACAGCAUGGUGAAUUGCACAAAGGCAAAAAAAAGGGGGUAAAAAUUUUUUUUUUUGGGGGGGGGUCAAUUCGCAACAGCAUAUUGUAUUGCACAAAAGCAAAAAAUGAAUAUAAAUUAUAAUUAAAUAUAAGUUCUUAAACUACAGUUAUUCUGUGUCAGAAACCUAUUAUGUGUCAAAUAUUUAAUUACAAUCCAAAUUCAGACCUGUAUCAAGCGCGAAUAUUGUGUCCAUUUUUGUCCCAACUGUUCAGGGUUGGACCUCUGCGGUCGUAUCCAGCUGCGCUGGGUGAAGCAAUUGAUUAUUUUUUUGUUUUUAUUUUUUAAAGAAAUCUAGAAGAAAGUAUAUACCACAUGUAUAUAAAAGAUUUAAUCAUUUAGAUUUGUUUUUGGAUUCAUAUUAAUUUCUUGAAAAGUACCAUUUACAUGUAUGCAAUUACAUAUUAACUGAUUUGUCAAUGAAGUUCAUCUUUGAAAAAAUAUUUUGAAUCCGUUGUAAAUUAUUUGGUAACAAGUUUAUUAUGUUCUAGUAAUUAUUUUUUUCAUAUUUGCAGUUCCAAAAUUUUCCAACCAACUUUGAUUUUUUUUAUUAUACAUGUAGGUUUUUGUCAUUUUAAAGAUAUAUGUGGUAUUAUUAACAUUUUUACCUGUAAACAGUUCUUUUUGUUAACAAAAACAAGAUUUUCCAUUGUGAAUAACUUUUUUGUAGUAAUUGAAAUUCUAAAAAUACUUGAAAUACUUGAAAUGAUUGCUGCAUGGCUUAUGUAGCUUUAUAAUAAUUUCUUCAAAAAUGAUAUAUAAAACAAAUUUCAAUGAUCAUGAUGAUAUCUUGAGAAAUUUUUUAUCACAAAUCUGGUGGCCAAAUAGUGAUAAACUAUAGAGAGAAAAAAAUUUUGCAAAGAAGAAAAUAAAAAAAAAUAUGUCAGAAUCAUGAAUUUUUUAUUAAAUUUUCCCUUGCAGCCAUGACAGAUAUUUUCAUUAGACAGAUAGCUACAUGUAUAAUUCAAAACAAGAUAUACUUUGAUAUAGACAUUUUUAACCACAGUUAUUUAUAUAAAUUUUUAUCGUAGUUAAAUUGUUCAUAAAAAUAGACGUGAAAACUAUGGAUUUAGUGUAAACAUAUUUUAUUAAUUAAAUUCAAGUUAUAUAAUGUACACAAUUUGGCAUUUACAUAUUAAUACAAUUGAAUAAUUAAUAGGAUCCGGAAACAAGCUGUUAACUUAUAUUAAUCCGUUUCCUAUGGAUUUACGUAGUUGUUACUUUCGAAGUUUUCUUAUUUAUAGAAUUAGGUUAACUGGUAUAUUGUUUAAUUCUUUAAAAAUCAUAUGCAUAAGUAAUAACAAUAGUCCUUUGCUGUCAAAAAAAAAAUGACUAGAAUAAAAGGAAUGAUUUACAUAUUUUUAAUCAUACUUUUAAUUUUUUUUGAGAAACAUGAAGUUAUUAAGUUUAUUGAUUACUUGGAAUGGAACAAUAAAAGUUCUGAUAUACUGUUGGUAUUUUAUUCAAAUUUUCAAACACAACUUUUAAGGUUUCUUAUCAUCCUGUUCAUGUAAUUGAAUUUUUAUACGACCGCAAAAAAUUUUUGCGGUCGUAUAUUGGUAUGACGUUGGCGUCGUCGUCGUCCGGCGUUGUCAUCCGAAGACACAUUGGUUUUCGCACUCUAACUUUAGUUUAAGUGAAUGGAUCUCUUUGAAAUUUUACCAAAAAGUUCAAUACCACAAAAGGAAGGUGGGGAUUGAAUUUGGGGGUUAUGGUACCAACAGUUAAGGAAUGAGGGGCCAAAAAUAAGCAUUUUCUAGUUUCCAGACAAUAACUGUGGAACGGUGUAUGGAUCUCUCUGAAAUUAUACUACAAGUUUCCAUACCACAAAGGGAUGGUUGGGAUUUGCUUUGGGGGGUUAUGGCUCAAACCGUUUAGGAAUUAGGGGCAAAAAAGGGGGAAAAACAAGGUUGUCCUGGUUAAUGGACAAAUACUUUAGUACAAAACAUAAUUUAAAGCAGCGUAAGGGAGAUAAAUCAAAUACAUCAUUGAAAUUAUCUCCCUUACACUGCUUUUGAAUUAUGUAUAAAGUAAUGGUUAAUGAACAAUUAAGAUAAUUUAAAACAGUGUAAGGGAGGUAAUCCAAAUACAACGUUUUGGUUACUUCCCUUACACUGCUUUUAAAUUAUGUUUAAAGAAAUGCAUAUUUAUAAAGGAAGACCAGUAAAAAUAUCUGCAAAUGUUGCAUCUUUUUUUUU
This is a messenger RNA of Mytilus californianus (California mussel), 7566 nucleotides long. Its product is annotated as MOG interacting and ectopic P-granules protein 1-like. The record is from RefSeq and is a predicted model, not a curated record. Lineage: Eukaryota; Metazoa; Mollusca; Bivalvia; Mytilida; Mytilidae. The coding region runs from base 122 to 4564 and encodes 1480 amino acids. The transcript is spliced from 2 exons.